AUGAUAAACAAGAGCCUGAGACGAUGGUUCGGACUUCCAUCAUGUAUGACAAGUAUUGGACUCUACAACAGAACCGGAAUGUUGCAGCUCCCUCUUUCAUCAAUUGUAGAGGAGUACAAAGUUAGUAAGGCAAGGCUCGUGUUGACCCUACGAGACUCUAGUGACAUGAGCAUUAGAAAUGCAGGGAUAGAGGUCAGAACUGGAAGAAGAUGGUCAGCAUCGAAUGCAGUUGAGCAGGCAGAGAGUCGACUGAGACAUCAAGACAUAGUGGGAACAAGUUGUCAAGGUAGACAGGGACUCGGCUUGAACACUAGACAACCGUGGAGUUCAGCCACAACAGUCCAAAGAAGAGAACUUGUUCAGAGCGAAAUCCGAAAGGAAGAAGAAGAGAUAAGAAAGGUGAAAGCAGUCCAGAUGGGGAGCCAGGGAAGCUGGACAAAGUGGCAGACAACAGGGAGGAAACUGUCAUGGACAGAUAUCUGGAAGUACCAGUUUUUUCAACUGCAGUUCCUGAUCCGGGCAGUUUAUGAUGUCUUGCCAACACCGGCGAAUCUCCAGAGAUGGGGGCUGAUAGAAACAGCAGAAUGCACCCUAUGUGGAGGAAGAGCUACCCUGGACCACAUCUUGUCCUCGUGUAAGGAAGCACUUGCCCAGGGGAGAUACCGCUGGAGACAUGACCAGGUACUCCGAGAGGUAGCGGAUACACUUGAGAGACACAAGAAGAAGGCACGAGUACAUGCAGGGGCAAAGCACAUCAACUUUGUACCAGCAGGGACAGUAAUGAAGGGUACAAAGGGAGGACAUCCGAGUAUCCUAGACGGCACAAAUGACUGGGAACUACGGGCAGAUCUUAUGAAACAGCUGCAGUUUCCAGACAUUGUCCACACUACCCUACGCCCAGACAUUGUGAUGGUCUCCGGAAAGACAAAGAAGAUCAUCCUGGUAGAGCUGACUGUCCCGUGGGAAGAAAGAUGUACUCAGGCACAUGAGAGAAAGAAGGCCAAGUACGAAGAUCUCGUCCAGGAAUGUAGAGAGGCCGGGUGGAGAGCAUGGAACUACCCGAUUGAAGUGGGAUGCAGAGGGUUUCCUGCACCAUCGCUGGAAAAGAUGUUCCAGGAUAUGGGAAUAGAGGGACAGGCGAGAAAGCUGGCCAUUAAGAAGGUAUCACAGGCAGCAGAAAGAAGCUCCAGCUGGCUGUGGCUAAGGAGGAACGCCAGUAGCUGGAAGCCAUCCACUAAUGGGUAG
Messenger RNA from Dreissena polymorpha, 1245 nucleotides. RefSeq lists its product as uncharacterized. Lineage: Eukaryota; Metazoa; Mollusca; Bivalvia; Myida; Dreissenidae. The record is from RefSeq and is a predicted model, not a curated record. The coding region runs from base 1 to 1245 and encodes 414 amino acids. The transcript has a single exon.